UGAUGGGCGGCGGGCGCGGCCUAUGAGGCGGCGCGGAGGGCGGGGCGGCGGUCGGGCAAGAUGGCGAAGACGUACGACUAUCUCUUCAAGCUGCUGCUCAUCGGCGACUCGGGCGUGGGGAAGACGUGCGCGCUCUUCCGCUUCUCCGAGGACGCCUUCAACGCCACCUUCAUCUCCACCAUCGGUAUCGAUUUUAAAAUUAGGACCAUAGAGCUAGAUGGGAAGAGAAUUAAGCUGCAAAUCUGGGAUACGGCUGGGCAGGAGCGAUUUCGAACCAUCACAACAGCGUACUACAGGGGAGCAAUGGGCAUUAUGUUAGUCUAUGACAUCACCAAUGAAAAAUCUUUUGAAAAUAUUCGGAACUGGGUCAGGAACAUUGAAGAGCACGCCUCUCCAGAUGUUGAAAAAAUGAUCCUUGGGAACAAAUGUGAUGCAAAUGACAAAAGACAAGUUUCUAGAGAGCAGGGGGAGAAGGUAAGUGCUACAGCCUGGUCUCCACCCUGGUUGGUUGUAUUUAUAGCUGUUCCUGCUGAUCCAACUAACAUGAAACUUGCUUUUGUUCAGCUUGCAGCAAGUUUUGGAAUUAAAUUUAUGGAGACCAGUGCAAAAGCAAAUAUAAACAUAGAGAAUGCGUUUUUCACUCUUGCCAGAGAUAUCAAAGCAAAAAUGGACAAGAAGUUGGAAGGCAAUAGCCCACAAGGCAGCAACCAGGGAGUCAAAAUCACACCAGACCAGCAAAAGAAAAGCAGCUUUUUCCGAUGUGUUCUUCUGUGAGGGACACGGCCUUAAUCUGAGCGUCUGCUCAACUGAACUGGACUGUGCCUGUUCUGAGUGAGACUUCCUCUGUCUGUGGACUUAGCAUUUUCAACACACAUUGUCACUUUGUGACCAUCUGAAUAAGAAAUCGUUUAUUUUAGUAAUUGUCUGACUCUUCAAUUUUGGAGAUGAAACAAGUUUAUUUUUGUCAGAUUGCCACUGGGCAUAUAUAUUGUCUAGCAGAGGGAAUACAGAUCAAAUGUGACCUGUAAUAGCACCUUUGCUGACAGGCUUCAAUCUUAUUGUUCAUAUCUGUAAUGUAUCCAAAUUAGAAAGAUUAAGUUAUGAUCAAAAUAAGAAACUGAAAUACCAAUAUUAAUAAAGUACAGGUAUGUGUACAUGAUACAUGUGCAUAUCCAUAUCUAGAUGCAUAUAAAACAUUUGCAUCAAAACAUCAAAUAAAUGCACUUAAGCAAGCAGUACAGGUAUAUACCUUUUCAGAAGGUAGAAGGAAGCUUUCUACAUCUCCACCUUUUUGCUACUACAGAGUAAAUCCUUAAUCUGCCUAAUUACUCAAUUGUGUUUUUCUAGACAAUCCACAAGUACAAUUAGAGUAAAAAAAAAAAAACAUUCAAAUGAAUCUAUUAAAAAAAAAAAAAGUACUGUAAAUGUAAUGGUUCCUUACCAUCAGGAAUUUCUUUAUCCAUGUUAAAGAUGACCAUGUUUAAAUAAUCCAUGCAUUUAACAGGAGAUGAUAGCUACAGUGUGUCCCAUGCAAACGAUCUGUGGUCUGUUUUUGGAGAAACAGACCGUAGGGACAUGUAUUUCAGCAUAUAAUAUCACAGUGGACAGCUUUUCCUUCUCCAGCUGAGAAUGACUCCAGAUCUGUCAUGAUGUAGUAGCUAGUUAUAAAUUGUGACAAGAAAAUGUAUUGCACUGCUUCCAGUUGUGUGUUCCCAUGCACACUUGCUCACAUAUGCAAAUAAAUGUUGCACAUAUGAACACUUUCUGAAAACAGACUUUUUAAACUGAGAUUUGCCUUGCUGCUGUGUAUUGAUCAUUUCAGAUUCCAAGCAGCAACAAACCUGUUAAUAGCAUGCAUCAAUGCAAAUGAUAUUUAGUUCUCAGUGGAAAUAUUUAUUCUUAUAAACACAGUCUCGUACAUUCCGAUGUAUAAAAUGUAACAGCCUAGUAAAGCACCUAGGUAGCCAGUUGCUCUGAGUUCUGAGCUGUAAGCCUGACUCUAGUUAGAUUGAUAAAAGGAGCCAGUAAGAGCAAUCGACUUAGAAGUCUGCUGUCAAGUAAUUAUGGUAUAUUUGACCCAAGUGAACAUAUCACCUGUGUCCUGCAACUCACUGGAUUUGUUAACGUGCUGCUUUGUUUACAUUGACAACUGCACUUAAGGGUAAAAUUAAAGCUCAUUUUAAUGUAUUUACUUACCAGCUUUGCUUUCUUCAAGGUUGUGGUAUUACAUUCAGGCCUCAAAGUAGCACUUGUAAGCGUUACUGUAGUUAAUUAUGAAUCUGAUAGAUAUUUAAACUUUAUAAAUCUGCAGCAUGCAAUUGGGCUCAACAGGAAUAUUGCCCCUUUUUCUAAAAUAAAAAGAAAUUUUUUAUUGCAUAAGUUACUGGAUUAUAAAAACGCAUUUUAUAUGCCACCAACUUUCUUCUUUUAAUAGCUAGCAAAUUAAAAUGAGCUCUGUUCAUUAUUAAAAUCAUAUGUAAAACUUUCCUCUAACCAGUACCUUAUGAUGUUUUGUUCUUGUUUGUUUGUGUGUUUGCUUGUGGCUUUUUAGUGUGAGGACGUGGUGAAUACGCACCAUGCUGAAUUACAUGCAGAUGUAUUUGUAGGGUAAAAUCAUGUUAAGGUACUGAAGAGCCUUCUAGUCAGUAUGUGCUUCAAAGGGUAGGUAAUACACAGCUGUAGAUUGGGCAAGCAAUGCUACUAUCUUCAUAUAAGGACGCUUUAAAAAAAAAAAAAAAGACUAUGCUUCAAGAAAUUACUGGGGCAAAAUUGGGGAGGUGAUUCAGGCAUGGUCUGAAUGCUGUUCUACACAAAGCAGAUCUGUUUAAUGUGUUGUUUCUGGCUUAGCAGUAAAUGUGGUUUGUAUCACAUCUAUCCUCUUUCUUUAAUAUAGCCAGAUGUUGCAGCCAGACUUAUUUUUGGAAAUGACUGGAAAAAUCAGUGGUUAAUCUAAGUUGAUAUCGUGGGGCUCUGCACCACGACAGUGGGUCUUGCCUGUUGACAGCAUCUAAAUAGAUAACUUGUCCUGAGAUGAGAAAGAAAUACCAUAUUAACUUAAAAGUGGAUAAAACUUGAAGGAUUGAAUUGUUUUUCAUUCCCCAUUUUCUAAAUCUUAUGUUACUCUUUUGCAUUAAAAACUAACUCUGUCUGUGAACAACUUCAUUUAAACUUAUGCUGGUUGUUGCACGUGUUUAUAUACCUAAUUUAUAGCAUGAUUUCCAAACUGAUUGGUUUUGUUCAAGGAACAUGUUACUGCCCGAUCUCAGGAAGUUUCACGCAGUUACUGUGACCUACAGUCAUCACUGUACUUCUAGGGUAUACAGGCUCGCAGAAAUUAUAUCAGUGUAAGCAAUAUGAAACCUCAAAAUAUGAAUGCAAAUGUAAGACAGGGAAAGGUUAAAGACACUGUAGUUGCAUGUAUGCUUGGCUAUGUGUUGCUAAGUACUGACAUCAAAUGUUGGAUAAGUACAAUAUGCAGUUGAUGUUUCCAUCGCAUAAUUAAAUUGUGUUUUUUAAGCAUGAAUGUUAUGAAAACACAAUGAUCAAAAGAGGUACUGUGUAAAUGAAUACAGGAAUGUAUUUAUAUGUAAGCUUUCUUUAACCAAGAUGGAAAAAAUCUGAAAUUGGGUACAGAAUUUGUAAAACAGGAAUUUAAGUAGAUCCGUAAAGCUAACGAUGCGCUUGCUACGCAUUCUCAGUGUCUAAAUACCACUAAAAUGUCAGGUAACCAGUUAACACUUGGUUUGUAGAGAAACAAACCCAUUUUUGAGCACGUUCUCAAACUCCCUUACUUUAAUGAGUAUCAUAGAAUUCUGUGGUUGACCUUAUUUUUGAGGCUGAUUGCAAUUAUUCAGAUAGUCUUCACCCUUUCAGGUGUAGAGCUGUCAGUAGCUUAUCUGUCAAUAAACAGUGGAACUGCUGUUUUAAUGCUCACGUCGUCUAGUUCCUGUGCAGAUAGGCACAUCUAAUGUUCUUUGACAUCAGAGCCUUAUGCCACGUCAGACUUUCAGCCUCAGAUUUAUAAAUCCUAUGGAUUAUAUUAAGUCUCUUUAUUGCUGCUGAAAAUUAUUCGGUCUCUACUUUCAUGUGGGAUGCUAAUCAUCUUACUGACAAUUGUUAAGGGUUUUAUUGUGGUGGCGAUGUGUUUGGCUGAUGCUCAUACUCAAAAGCUACCGUGAUUUCUUGCUCUCUUGGACUUGAAAUGGAUGGGGGUUUAAGCUGGAGAGGAAAUGGACAAAUGGCUGCUUAAUGGUCUCCAUUUCUGCUAGAAGUUCAUAGGGGUUGGGAAAGAGUGAUGACUAACUUGUGUCCUCAUUUACAGAUGAAAUAAAGAUCUGUUCAACUGAACGUUAAUGGUAAUGUCCAGUCUGAUUAUUUCAGGCUGCCUUAUUCUUUGACCCAUUUCUUUCACUGAUUGUUGGAGUUCUUGUUUCUGUAGUUAAUACAUGUUUAACAGGCUGGUCUCUCUAGCCUUUCAGCAGGAAUCAUGCUCUAAAUUGAGCAUGAGUUGGGACUUAAGACUUUGUUUUUGAAGGGAACUUAAGGGAACCAGCAUUUUAAAAAGCAACUGUAAACUGUGUGUUUAGAAUGACCACUUUUGAUUGCCACCCUUCCCACAACUGCUUUCUUAAACACUUCUCAUUGAUUUUCAUGUUUGUAUUAAAAACAAAACUUUUUAUUACAGUAUGUAUGUUUUUACUCUGUUGUACAGGACCCUGAGCACUGCAUAAAUAAACUUCUUAUGAAAAGAGAAUUUUAAAAAA
This is a messenger RNA of Cygnus olor (mute swan), 4763 nucleotides long. It is a transcript of the gene RAB8A, whose product is annotated as RAB8A, member RAS oncogene family. Gene Ontology annotation, biological process: protein secretion; regulation of exocytosis; Golgi vesicle fusion to target membrane. Bases 61 to 774 code for a protein of 237 amino acids. Gene Ontology annotation, cellular component: endosome; plasma membrane; trans-Golgi network transport vesicle. The transcript has 7 exons. Lineage: Eukaryota; Metazoa; Chordata; Aves; Anseriformes; Anatidae. The record is from RefSeq and is a predicted model, not a curated record. Gene Ontology annotation, molecular function: GTP binding; GTPase activity.